Molecule: messenger RNA, 1357 nt
Organism: Mizuhopecten yessoensis (Yesso scallop)
Lineage: Eukaryota; Metazoa; Mollusca; Bivalvia; Pectinida; Pectinidae
Product: sodium- and chloride-dependent taurine transporter-like
Exons: 7
Coding region: 79-1023 (314 amino acids)
Biological process (GO): sodium ion transmembrane transport
Cellular component (GO): membrane
Source: RefSeq, a predicted model, not a curated record
GAUGCCAUUAUCUUUGCACUGGCCAAUAGCGGUACGAGCAUUUUUGCUGGCUUUCUCAUCUUCACCAUAUUAGGGCAUAUGGCGUUUUUACAGCAGACCACUGUGGACAAGGUGGCAGCCUCAGGGCCGGGACUAGCCUUUAUAGCCUACCCGAAGGCUGUGUCACUCAUGCCUGGUGCGCCUGUGUGGUCAGUUCUGUUCUUUCUUAUGGUCAUCCUGCUGGGUCUGGACAGUCAGUUCGUGGGCGUGGAAGGCGUAGUGACCGCUAUAGUGGACCAAUUUCCUAACUACCUGAGGAAAGGUUACAGGAAAGAGAUCUUCAUUGGUUUUGUGUGUUUUCUAUCUUACCUCGUGGGGCUCACCAUGGUAACGGAGGGAGGAAUGUACGUGUUCCAGUUGUUUGACUACUAUUCCGGCAGUAGGAUCAUCCUGUUUGUCGCCUUCUUCGAGUGUGUAGGCAUUGCCUGGAUAUACGGAAUUAGACGUUUCUAUGACAACUUAGAGAUGAUGAUGGGAUAUAGAAUCAAUCCUUUCAUGGCGAUAUGUUGGACAGUGCUGUCUCCUAUCUUCUGUAUGACUAUAUUCGUGAUGAGUGCCAUUAACUAUGCCGAGCUGGACUACCGUCGACCGGACUCUACGUAUGUGUAUCCACAGUGGGCAGUGGGCAUCGGCUGGACAAUGGCUGGUUUCUCUGCUAUCUGGAUACCGCUGACCGCCAUAUUCAAGUUAUUCUACUACAGCAGAGAUCGUCCUCUAGCAGAGGUGGCGCGACGGAUGUUGACGCCGUGUGGACUGCGACCCCAUCAGUUCCGCCCUCAGGAUGUAGGACAACCAAGCCUGGUUGAAUACUGGACCGAGAAGGACCUCCGUACAUUGGAAGGGAGACAAGCGGUUCCCAAAUCCAAAGAAGUACCCAUGCAAAACAUUGACCAGAAACCAGACCUCACCUUCAACGGCAGUUCUCAGGGACAACAAAACCCAACCUUCUCCGACGAGAGGGGCGCAACGUUCACCAAACUGUAGUCUAUAGGAUCAUAGCUCCAUAUCAUAGUAGGAUGUAGAUUUCACCGGCAAGAGAAGCAACGUCCCUGUAUGAAACAGUGUGUACAAGCUUACAGCUUGUUAUCAGAAAGGCUGGAGAACUACACUGACCCAAUGGUCUGCCAAUACAGCUAGUAUUUCUGACCAAGUUAUAUAGUAUUAACAUUGAACACAUACAUUGAACGAAAGAGAAAAGAACAAAAAUGAUAAAAAGAUUGUGACUGAAGGUAUAUGAUAAGUUUUAACGAUUGUAGAAUUAAAGGUCUAUGUGACAGGCUUGAAACGACUGGGGAAAUAAUAGGGGGGGGGGGGGGGG